This is a messenger RNA of Notolabrus celidotus (New Zealand spotty), 6222 nucleotides long. It is a transcript of the gene med1, whose product is annotated as mediator complex subunit 1. NCBI's taxonomy places the organism in Eukaryota, Metazoa, Chordata, Actinopteri, Labriformes, Labridae. The coding region runs from base 65 to 5491 and encodes 1808 amino acids. Gene Ontology annotation, cellular component: mediator complex. Gene Ontology annotation, biological process: regulation of transcription by RNA polymerase II; cellular response to thyroid hormone stimulus. Gene Ontology annotation, molecular function: transcription coregulator activity; nuclear vitamin D receptor binding; nuclear retinoic acid receptor binding. The transcript has 16 exons. The record is from RefSeq and is a predicted model, not a curated record.
GGAAGCCCGGAUGGAAAAGUCUGGAAAGGCGAAGCGGGUAAACUGAAACAGCAACCGGGGGACAAUGGCGGCGGGGCCUGGUGUUUCCAUGCAGAGCGGGAGCCCUGCAAGAGAACUUACUCUCUCGGUUCAGCAAGGAGGGAAUCAGACUCAUGGAGAUCGACUCAAACCCGAGGAGGUUACAGAGGCAGAGAGGCAGAGUCGCAUGGCUGCCUUGCUGGAGAGGCUUCAUGCCAAACACAAUGCGUCACGGCCCUGGCAGGAGACCUCCAAAGUUGUGCGUCAGGCCAUGGAGAAACGGGGCGUGAUGAACGCAGCAGGUCACCAGCUCCUGCUCACCUGCCUAGAGACCCUGCAGAGAGCGCUGAAAGUCUCAUCUCUGCCCUCCAUGACGGAUCGUCUAGAAUCCAUCGCUCGGCAAAACAUGCUUGGCUCACACCUCAGCCCAUCAGGAACAGAGUGUUACAUCACAUCAGACAUGUUUUAUGUGGAGGUGCAGCUGGACACCGUUGGGCAGCUCGUGGACGUAAAGGUUGCUCAUCAGGGAGAAAACCCUACGAGUUGUCCUGAGUUGAUUCAACAUUUGAGGGAGAAGAACUUUGAAGAGUUUUCCAAGCAUCUGAAAGGACUGGUUGAACUGUACAAGCUCCCUGGAGACAAUAAGCUGAAAACCAAGAUGUAUAUUGCACUGCAGUCUUUGGAGCUUGAUCUGACCAAGAUGAUGCACAUGUUUAGGUUAGCAACCAAUGCUAACACAGUAGAGACUGUCCUUCAUGGCAGUGUGGGCUUGCUGACAGCUAGAAGUGGCGGUCAUCUUGUUACCCUUCAGUGUUACGUAUCCCCUUAUGACGUAUUUGAGGACGGCAUUGGCACACAGCUCAACCUCACAGACAACAUUCCACGCUCUCUGGGUGUCAGCGUUUCAGUGACAAUUGAGGGAACCUCUGCGGUGUACAAGCUCCCAAUUGCUCCUCUCAUAACUGGAUCCCACCCUGUGGACAACAAAGGGACACCAUCUUUCUCCAAUGUGACCAACUCAAACUGUGUGGAUCUGCCGGCUUGUUUUUUCCUCAAGAUGAACCGGCCAAUGCCUUUCUCACUGUCCUUCAUUCAGAGAUUGGGCAAUGCUACAUCCAUCCCAGUGUUUGAGAGUCCCCCCAGCCUCUCACCGCUCUACCAGUUGAUUGUUCAGAGCCAGCGACAGCUCCUUGAAGAGGGCAGCUCAACACCACCGCCAUCACACAACAUGCACUUCUAUUCUGUAUUGCCUGAUCAGCAGCACUGUUAUUUUCUGAAUGGUGAUGCACCAGUCCAAGACGGUCAUUCUCUCCAAGGAGCACUGGUUUCCAAGAUCCCCUUUCGUCACCCAGCACAAGUGCCAACCCUGUUGGAUAUCAUUCGGCACCAGGCAGCUUAUAACAACUUGAUUGGCAGCUGUGUGAAACGAACUUCCCUCAAAGAAGAUACUGCAGGCCUUCUGCAGUUUGAAGUGUGUCCUUUGACCGACUCAAGUUUCAGCGUUUCUUUCCAGCAUCCGGUCAAUGAGUCAUUAGUCUGUGUGGUAAUGGAGGUGAUUGACUCCAGACAAGUAUCCUGCAAACUAUACAAAGGACUGUCAGAUGCUUUGAUCUGCACUGAUGAGUUCAUAACCAAAGUGGUUCAGAGAUGCAUGUCCAUCCCUGUAACCAUGCGGGCAAUUCGGAGGAAAGCAGAGACGAUUCAAGCAGACACUCCAGCCCUCUCACUGAUUGCACAGACUGUGGAAAUUAUGGUUAAGAAUAACCUGCCCCCCUCUGGUAGUCCCACUUACAACAUGGCAACAGGCGAAGGAGGUAACCCAAUGGGACUGCCUGGGCUUACAGAGGGCAACACACCUACUGGAGGAGGACCCUCUGGGGGACCUAAUUAUGCAGGUCCAAUUACUUCCUUGUUCGGGAUAUCCCGAGGAGGGCAAAGCCAAGGAGGAGAGUGUCCAACGCAAGGAGGGGUGGCUGGCCAGCAACAACAGCAGCAACAACAGCAGCAACAACAGCCUGGCCAAGGUCACGCAGAUGACUACAACAAAGUGACCCAGAAUCCAAUUUUGACAAGUCUGUUGCAGAUAACUGGAAGUGUAGGUUCCAGUCCAAGCUCUCAAAAUGCACCACAACCCCACCAGACACCACCCCCUACAUCCUCUCCCGCCAGCAACACAAAAAAUCACCCCAUGUUGAUGAACCUGUUAAAAGACAACCCCACACAAGAUUUUGCUACACUGUACGGUUCUAGUCCAUUGGAGCGGCAGAAUUCUUCAUCUGGUUCCCCCCGGACAGAUGGUAUGAGCGGAACGUGCCCUAGUGGUUCCACAAAAGGAAAGAAGAAGCGCCCACGGGGGACAGAGAAGGGUGGCAUGUUGCCAGGAGCUGCUGCAGGUGCAGGUUUAGGAAUGAAACAGGGGUCUAUGCCACUGCACCACCAGCACCAUCAAGUCUCACACGAGGAUGAUUUUCACCGUGAGCUCCUUUCAAUGGAUGUGGAUGCAUCUCAGAAUUCUAUCUUUGAUGUUAACCUAGCUGGUGAUGGACUAGAUACACCCCACAGCAUCACUCCAGCACCCAGCCAAUGUGGAACUCCACCCUCUGGCCCCAGUCUGCCUUACUCACAGUCUCAUGUCCAGUCACAGCAGCAGCACUCACAGGGUACUGUGCCACCUCGUAUUGUCCGCCUCUCCAGCUCUGACAGCAUUGGACCUGAUAUCACAGAAAUUUUGUCAGAUUUGCCAGAGCAAACGGGGAAAGGCAGCCAUGGGCAGCACCCUAUUGGCAGUGGUGGGGAGGACGGAGGCCCGCUUGGUACUCCGAUCCGUGACUCCUCCAGCUCAGGUCAGGGCAGUGCCGUGUUCGAUUCUGCAGACAUAUUCAACACUAACAGCAAUGAGAAUCCUUUCACUGAUGCUGCCGACCUAAUUGCUGAGGCAGCUGCAACUGCCGCCACUCCCACCAGUGAUUCCUCUUCCACCAACUUCUUCCCUGAUGCGGCAGAUUUCAACCCUGACCUUCUGACAUCAGGCCAGGGCUUCUCUCAGAACUACUUUGAUGACAGCUCCCCAAGUGCAGAUGGGGAAAUGGACUUGGUCAAGAGUUUUGGGGGAAGUAGCCAGCAGAAUACUCCAUCAGGAACACCUCAGAACCCAACUCCACAUGGGCAGAGCACCCCAGAGCCCUCAAUGAAGGACCCUUUUGAUAUGGGGAUAGUCUUUGAAAGAAACAGUGGUGGUGGUGGUGGUAAACCACUUCUGGGGCAGGCUCCUGAUUUGGGAGACACACAUGGCGGAGGGUCUCAGAGUCCCCUCAUAAUGGGUCUUGGUGACUUUAAAAGUGCAGAACCCAAAGUCAAACAGCAACAGGGACUCAUACGGCCAAAGGAUGAGAAUGGAGGAAGCGGAGGGAGCAGUUCUGGGAUGGGGAGCAGUUCAUCAGAGGGCAAACAAGUCAAACGUAGCAGGACCCCUUCCAGUGAGGGAAAGUCUAAAGAAAAGCCACCCAAACGCAAAAAGCUGGACCCUGAUGGAAAGUCCCCCUCUCACAGCUCAGGGGGGCGACCAUAUACACCACCUAGUGGUGGCUCAGGCUCCGGUGGAAGCAUAAGUGGAGGAGGGUCCAAGUCUCCUGGUAGUUCAGGACGCUCACAAACUCCUCCAGGUGGUGCCACACCUCCCAUUCCCAAAAUUACUAUUCAGAUUGCAAAAGGGACUAUAACCGGGGGUAAAUCAUCAUCCCAUAGUGGGUACACCUCCAGCAGCUCAGCCACAAGCAGCACAGGAGGAGCAGGGGGGACAAGCAGCAGCAAAAGCCAUCACUCUCACUCAUCUUCCUCUGGGAAGAUCAAGUCAAAGGAUGGUUCAACAACACAAGGAGGAAGCUCCAAGCCCGGGAGUACAGGUAUGGGGGGUGGACCUUCUCAGUCUAAAGGUUCCUCCCAAGGAAUGGGUGUUGGAAAACCAGGAUCCUCCCCUAUCACCAAACAUGGGCUGUCAGGGCCUGGGGGUAGUGGAGGAGGACUUGGAAGUAAUAAAAUCAAGACUCAAGGUGGCAAACCUCCUGGUUCUCUCAUGAAUCCCAACAUAAAGCCCAACAUAUCCCCUUCCCACUCCCGCUCCAGUAGCUCUGGGGAUAAAUUGUCUUCUCCUAUGAAAAUGCAGCAGUCCCAGGUCCCAGGGACCCCUCCUUCCUCUAAGGCCAAGUCACCUAUGGGCUCUGGAGGUGGCAGCUCAGGAGGGUCAAAGUCUUCCAGUGGAGGCAUGAGCUCCCAGAAGCAGAUGGGUGGGGGCUCUUCCUCUGGUUCUACAUCUUCCUCAUCAUCCUCUAGCUCAUCGUCCUCUGGUUCCAUGACCUUCUCAGGCUCCCAAUCUCAGUAUGGUGGUGGAGGUGGAGGAGGAACGGGAGGUGGAAGUGGAGGUAGCGGAGGAGGUGGAGGAAGCGGGGGUGGAGGUAGUGGAGGGGGCAGUCAAAACAAUGCGAAUAACCCUAACGCCAAAGGGAAGUCUCCCAGUCGUAACAAAAAACCCUCUCUGACAGCAGUUAUAGACAAACUGAAGAGUGUAGGUGGAGGAGGUGUGGGGGAGGAUGGUUGUGAGGGAGGGCCACCUGUUGCUGGAUCUGGAUCUGGAUCUGCUCCUGGGAGUGGUGGUUCUGGCAAUGUUCCAGGUAGUGCACCUUCAAACAUGGGUCCGUCCAAGCAUACCUCAUCCUCCCAAAGUGGGGAGUAUAAGCGAGAGAAGUCAGAUAAAGAAGCGAAAGCAAAAGUUUCUGUUUCAGGGGGGAGCAGUGGGGAUAAAAAGAUGAUGGACUCUAAAACAGGAGGGGUGGGUUCGACCGGCCUGGCCAAAAUUAUUAUUAGCAAACCUGAUGGUGGCUCGCCAAGCAUCAAGGCAAAAGUAACCCUUCAAAAAGGAGAAGGAUCCAGCGACUCAAUGCGUCCUCAGAUUUCUAGCCUCAAAGCGUCCCCUCUCUUCAGUGGUUCUACUCCUAAGCAUGACCGUUCCUCCCCGAGCCACAGCCGCUCACCAGGAUACACCCCGCUCAACCACGACAGCGAGAGCGAGUCCGGGAGCAGCUCUGUGGCUGAGAAGUCCCACCAGAACAGCCCAAGCUCUGAUGACGACCAGGCUGUCCGCCCACUUCCCCCACAGGACUACAUGAGCUCCAUUUCCCUCAGCUCAGGGGAAAAGCACAAGAAACACAAGAAGGAGAAGAAGAAGCAGAAAGAAAGGGAGAGAGAGAGGGACAGGGAUAGAGAACGGGAAAGGGACAAAGAGAAAAAGAAGUCCUCAAUGUCCAUGGGGCAGUCCUCACAUCAGAUAAAAGCCGAAAGUUGGUCCCGGUCACCAAUAUCUGCUUCAGAUUCAUCAAUGUCCAUGUUGGGUUCAGAGCGUCCAUCCAGGCCAAGUCCUAUGUACAUGAGAAAUGAAGAUGAUGACCUCAUGGACUCUGCCCUAACUGGCAACCUGUAAUUUUAUUUCAAGAUCUUUAUCCUUUUUUUGUUUACCCAAACCAUUUUAACAUGCCUUUUAACAUAAAUAAGAAAUGUGUAUUUAUUUAACUGGAUCUGUCAUUGGAACUGGAUACAAAAAAAAUUAUGGGUAGUUUUAUCCUUGAUCUGUUUUCAUGUAUUUAAGUCAUUUUUACUAUCCUCAUCCAGUGUUGGUGGGACGGUGGAAUGACAUGAUAUCCAGUGAUUAGGAAGCCCAUUUCAUUUGACAGUAAUUGGUACUCUAUCUUACACAUUUGCCCCAGAUCAAACUUUGUUAAAGUCCAUCUAUAAUAUUUCUUAUUGAAGUAUAUUUGAGAGAAACUGACAUUUUUGUCUUUCUCAUCAUGCUAUACUUUAGUAUCAUUAAACAUUAAUCAUUUGUCAUAUAAGUUUAACAAAUAAGCUGCUGUUAUGCGAUUAUGGCUAAAAUAACCUUAAACUGUUUGUUUUCAAAAUAUGUUCAUCAUCUGUUAUACGAACAGAGUAUUGUAAAGUAAGAAGGGUUACAGUAUUUAGUUGCCUUUUUCUGAUCCAAAUGGGAAGUUUUAGAUUUUGAUACAUUUUAAACUGUUACUGUGUUAAUAGUAGUGUCGGGGAAAAGACUGAGCCCAAUGAUGAGAAUGAUGAAAGUGGGGGUAAAGUGAAAGUUGGUAAUUUUUUAACUGUUGAAGUUUUGGAAGCUUAAAGUAAACAUUUUACUUCUGAAAAAAA